Molecule: messenger RNA, 233 nt
Organism: Staurois parvus
Lineage: Eukaryota; Metazoa; Chordata; Amphibia; Anura; Ranidae
Source: the annotation of a GenBank genome assembly
ACUGCUGUCUCUCUACCCCACCUCUCCAAGACACGCAACAUGUUACCAUGCGAUCAGGGGCGGACUGACAACUCAUGGGGCCCCGGGCAAUAGGGGAUCAUGGGGCCCCUGUGUCCUUGCUCAAACUCAAAAAAUCCUAUGAAAAAGGUACCAGGGGCAGCUCAUGGAGCCCCCUACUGACCCCGGGCCAUCGGGCAGUGCCCGAGUUUCCAAAUGGUCAGUCCGCCCCUGCA